Molecule: messenger RNA, 1515 nt
Organism: Chlorella variabilis
Lineage: Eukaryota; Viridiplantae; Chlorophyta; Trebouxiophyceae; Chlorellales; Chlorellaceae
Exons: 11
Coding region: 1-1515 (504 amino acids)
Biological process (GO): glucose metabolic process; pentose-phosphate shunt, oxidative branch
Molecular function (GO): glucose-6-phosphate dehydrogenase activity; NADP binding
Source: RefSeq, a predicted model, not a curated record
AUGCGGGUGUAUGGCCUCCAGGAGGAGAACUGGGACCAGUCUGCAUUGAGCAUCGUGGUGGUGGGCGCAUCUGGCGACUUGGCCAAGAAGAAAAUCUUCCCCGCCCUUUUUGCGCUGUACUAUGAAAAAAUGCUGCCCAAGAACUUCAAGAUCUACGGGUAUGCGCGCAGCAAGAUGGGCGACGAGGAGUUUCGGGACCUCAUUGCCAGCAGCCUGACCUGCAGGCUCACUGAUGCGAGUGACUGCGGCAAGAAGAUGGACGAGUUCUUGGACCGCUGCUUCUAUCAGGCGGGUCAAUAUGCCUCUGAUGCCGACUUUGCAGCGUUGGCUUCUCGCAUGGCGGAGGGCGAGGCGCCGCUAGAGUGCGCCGAUCGCCUCUUCUACCUAUCCAUUCCCCCAAACAUCUUCACCGCUGUGGCCGCCUCCGCCUCCAAGGCCGCCUCCAGCAAGUGCGGUUGGACGCGCAUGAUUGUUGAGAAGCCGUUCGGUCGUGACUCGGAGUCGUUCUGUGCGCUGUCUGACGAGCUGUACCGGCACCUGCGUGAGGACCAGAUCUAUCGCAUUGACCACUACCUGGGCAAGGAGUUGAUUGAGAACCUAACGGUGCUGCGCUUCGCCAACUUGGUGUUUGAGCCACUGUGGAGCCGGCAGUACAUUCGCAACGUCCAGGUCAUCUUCAGCGAGAACUUUGGGACGGAGGGGCGGGGCGGCUACUUUGAUCAGUAUGGCAUUGUGCGCGACGUCAUCCAGAACCACCUGCUGCAGAUCCUGGCCCUCUUCGCCAUGGAGCAGCCAGCCAGCCUGGACGCUGAGGACAUCCGCAACGAGAAGGUCAAGGUGCUGAAGAGCAUGGCGCAGGUGCGGCUGGAGGACGUGGUGGUGGGGCAAUACCGCUCACGCACCACGCGAGGCAGCACGCUGCCAGGCUACCUGGACGACGACACCGUGCCGCCAAAUAGCAUCACCCCCACGUUUGCCGCAUGCGCCGUGUUUGUGAACAAUGCGCGCUGGGAUGGCGUGCCUUUCCUGCUCAAAGCUGGCAAGGCGCUGCACAGCCGCGUUGCGGAGAUUCGGGUGCAGUUCCGUCACGUUCCCGGCAACCUGUACCGCAAUAAGUUGGGCCUCGACCUAGACAAGGCCACCAACGAGCUGGUCAUCCGCAUCCAGCCCAACGAGGGCAUCUACCUUAAAGUGAACAACAAGGUGCCGGGGCUGGGCCUGCGCAUCGACACCACUCGCCUCGACCUCACCUACAAGUCCAAGUAUGAGGCCACCCUGCCAGACGCCUAUGAACGCCUAAUUCUGGAUUGCAUCAACGGUGACCGCCGCCUCUUCAUCCGCAACGAUGAGCUGGAGGUGGCCUGGGAGAAGUUUACUCCUGUGCUAAAGGAGCUUGAGGAGCGCGGUGUGCAGCCGGAGCUGUACCCCUAUGGCAGCCGCGGCCCUGUGGGGGCACACUACCUGGCGGCCAAGCAUGGCGUCCGCUGGGGCGACUUGGCGGCUGACGACGAGUAG